Messenger RNA from Mya arenaria, 812 nucleotides. RefSeq lists its product as uncharacterized. NCBI's taxonomy places the organism in Eukaryota, Metazoa, Mollusca, Bivalvia, Myida, Myidae. The transcript has 6 exons. Bases 33 to 812 code for a protein of 259 amino acids. The record is from RefSeq and is a predicted model, not a curated record.
AAGCACCACGUGUUGACCUCACUUUUGCCAGUAUGAAGUUACUAAUAAUUGUUUCCAUCGGGCUAUUAGCGGCAGUUGACGGAGCAGCCCGGGGACGCCGGGCGCUCCAGGCCAUGGACGCAUUUUCUCUCCAGUCCUUCACACAGUUGUUUCGCCAAACGCUGCUGAACAAGAUCGCACUGGAGAUGAACAACACCGUGGACAUGUCACGUGACCUUAAGGUCAAGAUGGACGCCUGUAAGGUCCAGGUCACCGCCAAAACGGACCAAUGCAAGUCCGCCGCUCAGUCAGCCUGCCAAGCUGACCCAAGCUUCAUGGAUUACCUGAACGCUGGAGCAAACCUGGUCAACCCAUACACUUACCUUGAGGGGCCGUUCAACGAUAUGGCCUCUAAGGUUGGGGACGCCGUGGACCUUCUAGGCGACAAAGCAAAUGGUUUCCUAAACUCCGUGAAAGAUCUUGGAGGUUCCGCUGUUGGUGGAGUUUAUGAUGGCUUUUCGUCGGCAUUCAACGGUUUCAAGGACCAACUCAGCUCCCUCGGUGGUUCCAUCCUUGACGCUGGAAACAGCGUCAUCGACACCGCCAAUCUCAUUGGCGACGGCUUUACUGACCUCGGAAGCAGUAUCGGAAACGUCGGAACAGACAUCGGGCACACGAUUGGGGACAUCGGUGGCAGCAUUGGACACGCUAUUGGAGGCAUCUUCGGCCGACGUGAGCUUGACGCCCAGACCCGCCAGUGUAUGGAGAAAUGCGCCCCCUGUCGGCCACUCCUUCUUCCCACUCAGUCUGAUAUCAUCACUUCAGGUAAUUGA